AUGUCAUCUCAAACUAAGUUCAAGAAAGACAAAGAGAUCAUUGCUGAAUAUGAAGCCCAAAUAAAAGAGAUCCGCACGCAGCUGGUGGAGCAGUUCAAAUGCCUGGAGCAGCAGUCCGAGUCGCGCCUGCAGCUGCUCCAGGACCUCCAGGAGUUCUUCCGCCGCAAAGCUGAGAUUGAGCUCGAGUACUCCCGCAGCCUGGAGAAGCUGGCCGAGCGCUUCUCCUCCAAGAUCCGCAGUUCCCGGGAGCACCAGUUCAAGAAGGACCAGUACCUCCUCUCACCCGUGAACUGUUGGUAUCUGGUCCUGCAUCAGACCAGGCGGGAGAGUCGAGAUCAUGCCACCCUCAAUGACAUCUUCAUGAACAAUGUCAUCGUCCGCCUCUCACAGAUCAGCGAGGAUGUCAUCAGACUCUUCAAAAAGAGCAAGGAGAUUGGUCUGCAGAUGCAUGAGGAGCUCCUGAAGGUCACCAAUGAGCUCUACACAGUCAUGAAAACCUACCACAUGUACCAUGCAGAGAGCAUCAGUGCAGAAAGCAAGCUAAAGGAGGCCGAGAAGCAGGAGGAGAAGCAGUUCAACAAGUCUGGCGACCUCAGCAUGAACCUGCUCCGACACGAGGACCGGCCCCAGCGCCGCAGCUCUGUGAAGAAAAUUGAGAAGAUGAAGGAGAAGAGGCAGGCAAAGUAUUCUGAGAACAAGCUGAAAUGCACAAAGGCCCGGAAUGACUACUUGCUGAAUCUGGCGGCCACCAACGCAGCUAUCAGCAAGUACUACAUCCACGACGUCUCCGACCUAAUCGACUGCUGUGACUUGGGCUUUCAUGCCAGCCUGGCCCGCACCUUCCGGACCUACCUCUCAGCCGAGUACAACCUGGAGACCUCUCGCCACGAGGGGCUGGAUGUCAUCGAGAACGCGGUAGACAACCUGGACUCCCGAAGUGACAAGCACACUGUCAUGGACAUGUGCAACCAGGUCUUCUGUCCUCCACUCAAGUUUGAGUUCCAGCCCCAUAUGGGGGAUGAGGUUUGCCAGGUCAGCGCUCAGCAGCCCGUCCAGACGGAAUUGCUCAUGCGGUACCACCAGCUGCAGUCCAGACUGGCCACUCUCAAGAUAGAGAAUGAGGAGGUUAGAAAAACUCUGGAUGCCACCAUGCAGACCUUACAGGACAUGCUGACUGUGGAGGACUUUGAUGUUUCUGACGCCUUCCAACACAGUCGAUCUACAGAGUCUGUGAAGUCGGCUGCCUCUGAGACCUACAUGAGCAAGAUCAACAUUGCCAAAAGGAGGGCCAACCAGCAAGAAACAGAAAUGUUUUAUUUUACGAAAUUUAAAGAAUAUGUGAAUGGCAGUAACCUCAUCACUAAGCUACAGGCCAAGCAUGACUUACUCAAGCAGACCCUGGGUGAAGGGGAGAGAGCAGAAUGCGGCACAACCAGCAGAAGAGAUGGAAGGCUUAGGCUGCCCCACUUUCCUUGGCUGAGCUGCCCCCCUGCUCCCCACUUUGUGCCCCACCCAGCACUUCAAGGAAGAAGAAAUGCUCGAACCAGGAACCAGGUAUUUACUAGAAAGGAUUCAGGACAAGCUAUACCACUUGUAGUCGAGAGCUGCAUCCGGUACAUCAAUUUAUAUGGACUCCAGCAGCAAGGGAUCUUCCGAGUGCCAGGAUCUCAGGUUGAAGUCAACGACAUAAAAAAUUCUUUUGAAAGGGGUGAAGACCCCCUUGUGGAUGAUCAAAAUGAACGAGAUAUCAAUUCAGUCGCUGGUGUUUUAAAACUGUAUUUCCGAGGACUGGAAAAUCCACUCUUUCCUAAGGAAAGGUUUCAAGAUUUGAUAUCUACUAUUAAACUGGAGAACCCAGCUGAGAGGGUGCACCAGAUCCAGCAAAUCCUCAUCACCCUUCCCCGCGUGGUCAUCGUGGUCAUGAGAUACCUCUUCGCUUUCCUCAACCACCUCUCGCAGUAUAGUGACGAGAACAUGAUGGACCCCUACAACUUGGCCAUCUGCUUCGGGCCCACCCUCAUGCACAUCCCUGAUGGGCAGGACCCUGUGUCCUGCCAGGCACACGUCAACGAAGUCAUCAAAACCAUCAUCAUUCAUCAUGAAGCCAUCUUCCCCAGCCCCCGGGAGCUAGAGGGACCUGUGUAUGAAAAAUGCAUGGCUGGAGGGGAAGAAUAUUGUGACAGUCCACAUAGUGAGCCAGGGACUAUUGAUGAAGUUGACCAUGACAAUGGCACGGAGCCUCACACGAGUGACGAAGAAGUGGAGCAGAUCGAGGCCAUCGCCAAGUUUGACUACGUGGGGCGGUCCCCGCGUGAGCUGUCCUUCAAGAAGGGGGCCUCUCUGCUCCUGUACCACCGUGCCUCGGAGGACUGGUGGGAGGGUCGUCACAAUGGCGUGGAUGGACUCAUCCCACAUCAGUACAUAGUCGUACAGGACAUGGACGAUGCCUUCUCCGACAGCCUGAGCCAAAAGGCUGACAGUGAAGCCAGCAGUGGGCCGCUGCUGGAUGACAAGGCCUCCUCCAAAAACGACCUCCAGUCGCCCACGGAGCACAUCUCGGAUUACGGCUUUGGGGGGGUGAUGGGCCGAGUGCGGUUACGAUCUGAUGGAGCGGCCAUCCCCAGGCGCCGAAGCGGGGGCGACACACACAGCCCGCCCCGGGGCCUGGGCCCCAGCAUAGACACGCCGCCCCGGGCUGCCGCCUGCCCCAGCAGCCCCCACAAAAUCCCCCUCACCCGGGGGAGGAUCGAGAGCCCCGAGAAGCGGAGGAUGGCGACAUUUGGGAGUGCCGGCAGCAUCAACUACCCUGACAAGAAGGCUCUCUCCGAAGGGCACUCGAUGAGGUCGACAUGCGGCUCCACCAGGCACAGCAGCCUGGGGGACCACAAGUCCCUGGAGGCUGAGGCCCUGGCAGAAGACAUCGAGAAGACCAUGAGCACGGCUCUGCAUGAGUUGCGGGAGCUCGAGAGACAGAACACGGUCAAGCAGGCGCCAGAUGUGGUGCUGGACACCCUGGAGCCCCUGAAAAACCCGCCGGGCCCCAUCAGCUCAGAGCCCGCCAGCCCCCUGCACACCAUCGUCAUCCGCGACCCCGAUGCCGCCAUGCGCCGCAGCAGCAGCUCGUCCACCGAGAUGAUGACCACCUUCAAGCCAGCGCUGUCCGCCCGUCUGGCCGGCGCCCAGCUGCGCCCGCCCCCCAUGCGGCCCGUGCGGCCGGUGGUCCAGCAUCGCUCCAGCAGCAGCAGCAGCUCGGGCGUGGGCAGCCCGGCCGUCACGCCCACGGAGAAGAUGUUCCCCAACAGCUCCGCGGACAAGUCGGGCACCAUGUGA
This is a messenger RNA of Puma concolor (puma), 3330 nucleotides long. RefSeq names its product SLIT-ROBO Rho GTPase activating protein 3 (gene SRGAP3). The record is from RefSeq and is a predicted model, not a curated record. Lineage: Eukaryota; Metazoa; Chordata; Mammalia; Carnivora; Felidae. Gene Ontology annotation, biological process: signal transduction. Gene Ontology annotation, molecular function: protein binding.